Molecule: messenger RNA, 1468 nt
Organism: Ceraceosorus bombacis
Lineage: Eukaryota; Fungi; Basidiomycota; Exobasidiomycetes; Ceraceosorales; Ceraceosoraceae
Source: the annotation of a GenBank genome assembly
AUGCGGCCCCUAGAGGGUCAGGCUGGACCUUCCAAUUGGGCUCAAAGUCCUACGCUCAAACGAAGAAGGAGCGAAAGCCACUCUUCCUCCUCUCCCUCUUCGCCAGAGAUCAAGGGGGGCACGCAGGUGAGCGCUGUGUUGUGGGUUGCGGUUGAUCAAGUUGCAUGUGGAGCAGGUGUGGCUGGGGGAAUACGAGUGAUUGACUCAGCUUGCAUGCUGCUGCUUGGCCCGAACAAUGCGCACUAGAAACGUCCCUUUUUGCGAGCUAGGACGCAGACGCCUACAAACUUUAGGUUGGCGAACGAGGAGCAAGGGGCACAGCUGCUUGUCGCAUCCCCGCACCAUAGCCCAAAUCGACAUGCGCGCAUUCUGCUUCGCCACGAUAGCGCUUCAAACACUGUGUAUGCGCACUACGAUGAUCAGGCAUCGUCGUCGUCGUCAGUCGAGUCGGAUCGGGGCAGGAUGAGUGCAGCUGCAGCUGCGGUUGCUGCACUGGGAACGGGAAUGGACGAGGAUGUGGAUGCGAAUGGCACGGGUAGCAGAGGACAGCAGGCAUUGUCGGCUGCAUUCUUGCAGCCUGCGCCGAGCGAGCAUUGGACACGGCACUCGAUGGCAGGCCCUGAGUUUUUAUCAGAGCAGCUAGGAGAACCAGCAGCGCGCGGAUAUGUGCCCAGUGGGGAUGCCAUGGACGAGGUGAGUGGGGCGUCAUCAGUGUGCCUGCGAAUGGUGUUUGUUCGCGCAUUUUCCCACGCGGAAAGGAUGAUGGAUGACUGCCAUGCAGGAGAAUCGAUGGGCACGCUGACAAUCGUGGGCCCACGCUUCGACACAGGACGUGCCACCUACCUUGACCCCUCCCUCUGCACCUUUUGCCCGAUGGAGCUCCGAGUCCACCUUGCCACAAAGUCCCAUACGCAAGUCGGGCUCCUCUAUGCAUUCGCACACUCCCAUUCGACCUUCACCGCUAGGGGAUGGAGGCGGGGAUCGUAGAAGAAGCUUGCACGAUGCGGAGGUGGGCAGAUCACCCAUAUCGCCUGCUUUUCAAACAUUGAGGAGUCCGGCGAGUAUACCCAAAAGAUCUUUGAGUACUGGUUGGGCUACUGGGGCUCCAAGAGCUGCAUAUCACGCGGCAUCACACGCGCAGCGCCCCGUCUCGCAGUCCGAGGCGGACAUCGGGAUGGUGGAGAGCGCAUGGAUGGAUUCGGCAGGCGGUAUGCACAUGGACACAGGUCAAGGCGAAGCUGAGCCUGACCGCGGCGCGAUGCAGAGGGAAUGGGCAACGUCGUCGUCGUCGAGCGGUCGACAGACGCCUGUGCAGCGUCCACCUUCUCCCUUUUUGGUCAGGGAAGAUGCUCAGGCUGCGGUGAGGGAGCACGCUAGACGAGGAUCGUUGAGCAUGGCGGAUAGACCUAGCAUGCUCUCUCAUCCCAGAUGGAAACAUCUUGCUCCUUCGCCGCCCCUCUCUCCUUGA